Molecule: messenger RNA, 1773 nt
Organism: Tarenaya hassleriana
Lineage: Eukaryota; Viridiplantae; Streptophyta; Magnoliopsida; Brassicales; Cleomaceae
Product: phospho-2-dehydro-3-deoxyheptonate aldolase 1, chloroplastic
Exons: 6
Coding region: 1-1566 (521 amino acids)
Biological process (GO): aromatic amino acid biosynthetic process
Molecular function (GO): 3-deoxy-7-phosphoheptulonate synthase activity
Source: RefSeq, a predicted model, not a curated record
AUGGCCCUCACGAACAGCUGCAUGAAUCUCCCCUCGUCCAAGUCGAUGAUCUACCACCGCCAAUCGGGAUUCUCCGCCGCCCCCAGAGCGAUCUCCGCCGUCCAGACGGACCCCAAGCCACCGAAUCAGGAGGCACCGGCCAAGAAAGCGGGGGCGUCUCCGGCGUUGAAGACGGCGGUGGGUGGAAAUGUGGGUCAGGGGAAAUGGACUAUGGACAGCUGGAAAUCAAAGAAGGCUCUGCAGCAGCCGGAGUACCCGGAUGCGGCGGAGCUGGAGUCGGUGCUCAACACAAUCGAUGCGUUUCCGCCGAUUGUUUUCGCCGGUGAGGCCAGGAUCCUGGAGGAGCGACUGGGUCAGGCCGCAAUGGGAGAGGCCUUCCUGUUGCAGGGCGGCGACUGUGCUGAGAGCUUCAAGGAGUUCAACGCUAACAACAUUCGUGACACUUUCAGGAUUCUUCUUCAGAUGGGUGCCGUCUUGAUGUUCGGUGGCCAGGUGCCUGUAAUUAAGGUGGGAAGAAUGGCGGGUCAAUUUGCGAAGCCGAGAUCCGACCCAUUCGAGGAGAGAAACGGCGUGAAGCUGCCGAGUUACAGAGGGGACAACAUCAAUGGAGACGCCUUUGAUGCGAAGGCCAGGGCUCCUGAUCCUCAGAGGAUGAUCAGAGCGUAUUGCCAAUCUGCAGCUACUCUGAAUCUUCUGAGGGCGUUUGCCACCGGUGGUUACGCCGCUAUGCAGAGGGUCACUCAGUGGAAUCUUGAUUUCACAGAGCACAGCGAGCAAGGAGACAGGUAUCGAGAACUUGCUCAUCGGGUGGAUGAGGCGCUUGGUUUCAUGCAUGCAGCUGGGCUGACGCUCGACCACCCGAUCAUGCAGACGACUGAGUUCUGGACGUCACAUGAGUGUUUGCUCUUACCGUAUGAACAAGCUCUGACCCGGCUAGACUCUACCUCUGGCCUUUACUAUGAUUGCUCUGCCCAUAUGCUCUGGGUGGGAGAGCGCACUCGACAGCUCGAUGGUGCCCAUGUCGAGUUCCUCAGAGGUGUUGCUAACCCUCUUGGAAUUAAGGUGAGUGACAAGAUGGAUCCGAAUGAGCUGGUGAGGAUUAUUGAGAUACUGAAUCCGGAGAACAAGCCCGGGAGGAUAACGGUGAUAACGAGAAUGGGAGCGGAGAACAUGAGGGUGAAGCUUCCUCAUCUGAUAAGGGCAGUUCGUCGUGCCGGACAGAUCGUCACUUGGGUCAGUGAUCCAAUGCAUGGAAACACCAUCAAGGCUCCAUGCGGUCUCAAGACUCGUCCUUUCGACUCUAUCAGGGCGGAAGUGAGGGCGUUCUUCGACGUGCAUGAGCAAGAGGGAAGCCACCCGGGUGGGGUCCACCUUGAGAUGACCGGUCAGAACGUGACGGAGUGUAUCGGCGGAUCGCGAACGGUGACAUUUGACGACUUGGGAUCGCGUUACCACACGCACUGCGACCCGCGUCUGAACGCAUCGCAAUCGCUAGAACUGGCGUUUAUAAUCGCUGAACGCCUCAGGAAGCGACGGAUCCAGUCCCUCCAGUCUUUUGCUCCCUAAGCGUCUUCCCUUGCGUUUCCAUCUGCUCCCUAAACAUAUACAUUAUAUAUGUAUGUGAUAUAAUAUAUCGGUAAGACUUGGUUUUCUAAAUUUCCAAAUUUUGGGUCGAGAGAGUGUGAACUCUUUGUGUAGUUGUGUUUGUAAAAACGUUACAAGGUGUGUGGAUGGACUUCAAAUUUGCUGGAAUAAAGAGUCUGCUUUACUUAA